ACAGUUGUGAGAUCAGUAGAUCUUGUUAGCUACAGGGUAGGCAUGGAAUCGGGCAUCUGGGAACUCGGACCCUCGGCCGACCAAUUUAGACAGUUUUCGUCCACACACUUAAAUAUCAAAUCAGUGGCAUCGUCUUUAUCACAUCUCAAAUCACCCAAACUGAGCGAGAAUAUCUAGAAGCGGGAGUCUCAUUACCUUUUCGUUGCGGGAGGCCUCGCUCAAGCCACCAGUCGAAUCGGCUUACGACCAACGUCACCAGGAUCCACGGACCACGCGUCAGGUCAGAGGACGCAUGUCAGGCCUGGCUAAGACAACAGCAUUUGACACGGAGGACAAUUGAUUCGCCGCCGCAUAACCACGUCCUCUUGUAUGCCUCAGUCAUGCGCUUCAGCACGUUUCUCACCCUGGCGGUGAGUGCGACAGCAGCUGCCGCCACGCCUUUCCUCAAAGCUACCGAGUUCCUCAACCCGAAGCCCCCGAAUUUGAUGGCAGACAAUGUCCCUGAGCCGAAGUACUUUCGCGAAGCGAGCUUGAACGGCCACUGUGACUACCGUUUCUACAAAGCGGACAUUGACGAGGCAGAGCAUCAAGAAGGACUGAGAUUACUAGUCCAAACGUAUCUCCAUGUUUGCAAUGAGCUCAAGAUCCAGACAUGGCUCAUGCACGGGUCAUUGUUAGGGUGGUGGUGGGGAAAGAAGAUCAUGCCUUGGGACUUGGACGUUGAUGUCCAAGUCACAGAAUCAGAUAUGUACUACCUCGCGGCGUAUUACAACCGUACGGAGUUCUACUAUGUCCAGCGUGGAACAGGCCAAGGACGAACAUAUCUCCUCGAUGUCAACCCCCAUCACGUAUAUAGGGGACGUGAUGAUAAGCUCAACGUUAUUGACGCGCGCUGGAUCGACACCACCAAUGGACUGUACAUUGACAUCACUGCCGCUCGAUAUGACCUGGACCACGAGCAAGGCGAGGGCAUGCUGUACGAUAAGCAUAACCAUGAGUAUCGAGAUACCUACAUUUUUCCGCUACUGGAAACCACAUUUGAAGGUGUCACAGCAAAGAUUCCCUACAAAUACAAAGACAUGCUGAUAUCCGAGUAUACCGUAGAGGGCUUGACGGACAAGGAGUACCACGGUCAUGUCUUUGAUGAAGAGGAAAUGAAAUGGGUUAAGGCGGGUAUGUGAGCCUGUCGCAGAGUACCAUGUAUUUUUGUAAAACGGUUUGUACUACGUUCAGCACUUGGGUUAGCGAGGAGUUUUGGGGCUAUGUGAGAUUAUAUCGUCGUAUGUAGGGCUGAUAUAGAAAACCAAUCAAAGGGCAAGGCCAGCAGAAAUUAUUUAUCGCCACACGCUACCUAGAUACCCACGGAGCAUUUGACAUGGGCGAAAUAUUUGGCCAUUCUUGGAGGCCAUUCUGUUGAUGCGAGGCGGCCACAUGGGUGAUGCCCCGCGGACCUCUAAACGCGUCACAAGGCGCGUUUGCUGAUGGCUUUGCUCACAUUGAC
Molecule: messenger RNA, 1501 nt
Organism: Emericellopsis atlantica
Lineage: Eukaryota; Fungi; Ascomycota; Sordariomycetes; Hypocreales; Bionectriaceae
Product: mannosylphosphorylation protein
Exons: 4
Coding region: 381-1181 (266 amino acids)
Source: RefSeq, a predicted model, not a curated record